AUGCUACCCGCACUGGGUGAGCUAGCUUCAUGGUUCGGUUCCUGCGUGAUAACUGGAGCAACGGAGCUCACCUGGGCACUGUAUCACGAGUUAGAACUUCAUGAGGGACUCAUGAAGCCGUCAUUCAACGAGCAAUUUAGUGUUCCUGACAAAAGACCAGCGUGCAUCCCAGCCUACCGAGCUCUGAUCGUGCCAGGACCAACGGUAUGCCCACAAAUAGUCGCCAAGACCAUCUAA
This is a messenger RNA of Haemonchus placei, 237 nucleotides long. The record is from the annotation of a GenBank genome assembly. NCBI's taxonomy places the organism in Eukaryota, Metazoa, Nematoda, Chromadorea, Rhabditida, Trichostrongylidae.